AUGCCGAACUCGCGGCCCAGGCCCCGCAGAGGGACCGGGAGUGGUGCCCGGGCGGCAGGCCGGGACGUGUUGGUGUCGCGGUCCUUGCAGAGCGCGGAGCACUGCAUGGGCGCCCAGGACUUCGGCACUGCCUAUGCUCACUACCUCCUCGUGCUCAGCCUGGCUCCGGAGCUCAAAGACGACGUGAAGGAAACUUUUCAGUAUACACUCUUUAAAUGGGCUGAAGAGCUUUAUGCUCUCAGUCGAAUACAAGAUUUACUUGGUUGCUAUGAGCAGGCCUUGGAACUGUUUCCUGAUGAUGAAGUGAUUUGCAAUAGUAUGGGAGAACAUCUCUUCAGAAUGGGCUUUAGAGAUGAAGCAGCCGGGUAUUUUCAUAAAGCAGUGAAGCUCAACCCUGAUUUCAACGAUGCAAAGGAGAAUUUUUAUCGGGUUGCAAACUGGUUGGUGGAACGUUGGCACUUUAUCAUGCUUAAUGAUGUCAAGAGGAAUAUGAUUUAUAAUGCAGCAAUCCAAAAAGCAGUUCGUUCAGGAUACAAAAGUGUUUUGGACAUUGGAACAGGAACUGGAAUACUAAGCAUAUUUGCUAAAAAAGCUGGAGCACACUCAGUGUAUGCCUGUGAAUUAUCUAAGACCAUGUAUGAACUUGCCUGCGAUGUAGUAGCAGCAAACAAGAUGGAAGCAGGAAUCAAACUCUUACAUAUGAAAUCGUUUGACAUAGGAAUUCCAAAGCACAUUCCUGAAAGAGUGUCCCUAGUUGUAACAGAAACUGUCGAUGCAGGUUUAUUUGGAGAAGGAAUUGUGGAGAGUUUGAUUCAUGCAUGGGAAUAUUUACUUUUGCCACCAAAGAUAAAAGGUGAAGAUGCCAACUGUGAAAAGUAUGGGAAAGUUAUACCAGCAAGUGCUGUUAUAUUUGGAAUGGCAGUACAGUGUGAAGAGAUCAGAAGACAUCAUAGGGUGGGUAUUAAGAACAUUGCUGGUAUCCAUUUGCCAACAAAUGUGAAAUUUCAGAGUCCAACUUACUCUUCUGUAGAUUCUGAAGAAACUGUUGAACCUUAUACAACUGAAAAGAUGAGUCGAGUUCCUGGGGGAUAUUUGGCUUUGACAGAAUGUUUUGAAAUUAUGACAGUAGAUUUCAACAAUCAUCAGGAAUUAAAAAGUCUUGCAACUUCAACGCCUGUUAAGAUCAGUAUUCCUGCUACUCGAGAAGGCAUACUAGAUGCUAUUGUGGUGUGGUUUGUGCUGCAACUUGAUGAUGAACAUAGCUUAUCCACAAGUCCGACUGAGGAGACAUGUUGGGAACAGGCUGUCUACCCUGUACAGGACCUGACAGACUACUGGAUAAAGCCUGGAGUCCAUGUGAUGAUGGAAGUGUCGUGUCAAGACUGUUACUUAAAAAUCCAGAAUAUCAGUGUCUUGGGUUUGGAACAUGAAAUGGAUGUUGUGAAAAGUUUUAACAAGAAUAAAGAUUCACAAUCUUUAGGUAAUGAAGCUGAACUCUGUUGUGCCCUGGCUAACCUUCAGACCAGCAGACCAGAUUCUGUAGAGCAGAUGUGUGUAUUGGAGUCUACAGAAAUUGCUUUGCUUAAUAACAUCCCAUAUCAUGAAAGUUUUAAAAUGGCAAUGAGGAAAGUGUUGUCGUCACUGACUCCAGAGAAACUCUUGCAGGCCAUGGACACUCAUUGUCCGAGUGAGGAAAUGAACCCUGGGAGUGGACAGAACGAGAAUUCCCUACAGGAUGCCCCUGACCCUUACUAUGUGUUAGAUGUAUCUGAAGGCUUCUCUAUUCUGCCUGUAAUUGCUGGCACACUUGGGCAGGUGAAACCUUACAGCUCUGUGGAGAAAGACCAGCACCGCAUCACUCUAGGCCUUAUUUCCGAGGCCAAUCACUUUCCUAAGGAAACACUUGAGUUUUGGCUGAGACAUGUGGAAGAUGAAUCUGCUAUGUUGCAGAGGCCCAAAUCAGACAGGUUGUGGAGCAUAAUCAUCUUGGAUGUCAUUGAACCAUCUGGGCUCAUUCAGCAGGAAAUCAUGGAAAAAGCGGCAAUAUCCAGGUGUUUGCUACAAUCUGGAGGCAAGAUCUUUCCUCAGUAUGUCGUGAUGUUGGGGUUCCUUGUAGAAUCAGAGAUACUGGUAGAAGAGAGUGCUGUUCAAGGAACAGAACGUACUCUUGGAGUAAAUAUAGCACCUUUCAUUAACCAGUUUCAGGUACCUAUACAUGCAUUUUUGGACCUGUCUUCAUUGCCCUGUAUUCCUUUAAGCAAGCCUGUGGAACUUUUAAGACUAGAUUUGAUGACCCCAUAUUUGAAUACCUCCAGCAGAGAAGUAAAGGUACACAUUUGUAAAUCUGGACGAGUGACUGCCAUUCCAUUUUGGUAUCAUAUGUAUCUUGAUGAAGAGAUUAGGUUGGAUACAUCAAGUGAAGCUUCCCACUGGAAACAAGCUGCGGUGGUUUUAGACAAUCCCAUCCAGGUGGAGAUGGGAGAGGAACUUGUAUUAAAUGUUCAGCACCACAGAAGUAAUGUCAGCAUCACAGUAAAGCAAUGAACAGCAGUUCAGCAUAAAACUGUUUAGGUAUGCAGCAAGUGGAAACUCUCAGGUUUGAAUUAAUCAUAAAAUGAGGUAAUAAAAAAAUAACUCGUUAAUAGUUGAGGAUUAAAAAAACGUGACGUUAACACUUCAUUGUAAUAAAAAUAUU
Chrysochloris asiatica (Cape golden mole) is the source of this 2695-nucleotide messenger RNA. It is a transcript of the gene PRMT9, whose product is annotated as protein arginine methyltransferase 9. NCBI's taxonomy places the organism in Eukaryota, Metazoa, Chordata, Mammalia, Afrosoricida, Chrysochloridae. Gene Ontology annotation, molecular function: protein-arginine omega-N monomethyltransferase activity; protein binding. Gene Ontology annotation, biological process: peptidyl-arginine methylation. The record is from RefSeq and is a predicted model, not a curated record. The transcript is spliced from 12 exons. The coding region runs from base 1 to 2544 and encodes 847 amino acids.